Messenger RNA from Arxiozyma heterogenica, 468 nucleotides. RefSeq lists its product as uncharacterized. NCBI's taxonomy places the organism in Eukaryota, Fungi, Ascomycota, Saccharomycetes, Saccharomycetales, Saccharomycetaceae. The record is from RefSeq and is a predicted model, not a curated record. The coding region runs from base 1 to 468 and encodes 155 amino acids. The transcript has a single exon.
AUGAUUCAAUAUCCUAUAGACGCAUCUUUAAUUAGGGACCAUCUGUACCAUGAUACAAAAGAUAUAGAUAUUGUAUUGAACCCCAACAAAUUCUAUCAUGACAGUGAAUUCAAAAGUGAAAGAUUAUAUGGGCUAGGGUAUUUCAAUUAUCAGUUUCAAAUUAAUGAAGAAAUUUAUAAACCUGAUUUUUCGGAUAAACUAAGAGGCAAAAUAUAUGACAAUUUUCCCAAAUAUUUGAUAAUUUUUUCCAUUUUUGUCUUUCUCUGGAUCUACUAUUUCAUAUUCAACUGGCAAUUAAUUAUUUAUUCAUUGUCCAAAUUACCUCUUUUGAACAGAUAUAUUAAAAAAUCAUAUAGAGAUAUUGAUACCAAUAUUUAUAGUCAUAGUCAUGAUGAUCGUCACAAUUAUAAUUCUGAAAAGAUUAACCAUGUUAAUAUGGAAUUAGAAUAUCAUUACAUUAAAUCCUAA